Molecule: messenger RNA, 3106 nt
Organism: Mus pahari (shrew mouse)
Lineage: Eukaryota; Metazoa; Chordata; Mammalia; Rodentia; Muridae
Gene: Ddhd2
Product: DDHD domain containing 2
Exons: 18
Coding region: 150-2249 (699 amino acids)
Cellular component (GO): COPII-coated ER to Golgi transport vesicle
Molecular function (GO): triacylglycerol lipase activity; metal ion binding; protein binding
Source: RefSeq, a predicted model, not a curated record
UUCUGCGCCUCGGGCUCUCACCGGGAGCGCAGACACCGCCGGGCGCACUGCUCGCCGCCGCUGGAGCGCUGAGGAGCCCGGCGUGCGGGGAUUGGGGCGCGGCCGCAGGCUCCGCCCGUCCGCCCGCCCGCCCGGCUUGGGAGAGCGAAAUGUCCUCUGGGGACUCACACCAGGAGCAGCUGUCUCAGUCAGAUCCGUCCCCAUCCCCGAACUCUUGUAGUUCCUUCGAACUCCUAGACAUGGAUGCCAGCAGUUCCUAUGAGCCCGUUUCUCCUCAUUGGUUUUAUUGUAAGGUACUAGAUUCCAAGGAGCUCUGGAUCCCUUUCAACUCUGAGGAUUCACAGCAGCUAGAAGACGCAUAUGGCUCUGGAAAAGAUUGUAAUGAGAGGAUUGUUCCCACCGAUGGGGGCAGAUAUGAUGUUCAUUUAGGGGAGAGGAUGCGGUACGCUGUGUACUGGGACGAGCUGCCAUCGGAAGUGAGACGGUGUACGUGGUUUUAUAAGGGAGACAAAGACAAUAAGUAUGUCCCCUACUCGGAGAGCUUCAGCCAAGUUUUGGAGGAUACGUACAUGCUUGCAGUAACUCUGGAUGAAUGGAAAAAAAAACUAGAAUCUCCAAACAGAGAAAUUAUUGUAUUACACAACCCAAAGCUCAUGGUGCAUUACCAGCCAAUUGCAGGGUCUGAUGAAUGGGGUUCAACAUCUACUGAGCAAGGUCGGCCAAGAUCAGUAAAAAGAGGUGUCGAGAACAUCCCUGUUGAUAUUCACUGUGGGGAACCUUUACAAAUAGAUCACUUAGUGUUUGUCGUCCAUGGGAUUGGCCCGGCUUGUGAUCUUCGUUUUCGAAGCAUUGUUCAAUGUGUUAAUGAUUUUCGAAGUGUUUCCUUGAACCUUCUCCAAACACAUUUUAAGAAAGCCCAAGAGAAUGAGCAGAUCGGAAGGGUGGAGUUUCUUCCAGUCAACUGGCACAGUCCUUUGCAUUCUACGGGUGUGGACAUAGAUCUGCAGCGGAUAACCCUACCCAGUAUCAAUCGCCUCAGACACUUCACUAAUGAUACAAUUCUGGAUGUCUUCUUCUACAACAGCCCCACCUACUGUCAGACUAUUGUGGACACAGUAGCUUCUGAAAUGAACCGAAUAUAUACACUUUUUCUGCAGAGGAACCCUGAUUUCAAAGGGGGUGUAUCCAUUGCUGGUCAUAGUUUAGGUUCGCUUAUAUUGUUUGAUAUCCUAACAAAUCAGAAAAAUUCUAUUGGGGAUAUUGACAGUGAAAAGGGUUCAUUGAGCUCUGCUGAGGAUCGAGGCGAUGCAUCAACGUUAGAAGAAGAACUGAAGAAGCUUCAACUCUCUGAGUUCGUCACUGUCUUUGAGAAGGAGAAAGUUGACAGAGAAGCUCUGACUCUAUGUACAGACAGAGAUCUUCAGGAAAUGGGGAUUCCCUUAGGACCCAGAAAGAAGAUACUGAACCAUUUUAGUGCCAAGAAGAAUUCAAUGGGUAUUAAUAGACCAGCCAUGUCAGCCUCUGAAGUAAACAUCCCCAAGGAAAAUGGUGACUAUCUGGAUGUUGGCAUUGGGCAGGUGUCCGUAAAAUACCCCCGGCUCAACUACAAACCAGAAAUAUUUUUUGCCUUUGGAUCUCCCAUUGGAAUGUUUCUUACUGUCCGAGGAUUAAGAAGAAUUGAUCCUAAUUAUAAAUUUCCCACAUGCAAAGGUUUCUUCAAUAUUUACCAUCCAUUUGAUCCUGUGGCAUAUAGGAUUGAGCCAAUGGUGGUCCCAGGAAUAGAGUUUGAGCCAAUGCUGAUCCCACACCAUAAAGGCAGGAAGCGGAUGCACUUAGAACUGAGAGAAGGCUUGACCAGAAUGAGUAUGGACCUGAAGAACAACUUGCUGGGAUCACUGAGGAUGGCCUGGAAGUCUUUCACCAGAGCCCCAUACCCUGCCUUACAAGCCUCAGAAACUGCAGAAGAAACUGAGGCAGAACCCGAAUCAAGUUCAGAAAAGUCCAAUGAAGCCAACACGGAGGAGCCUCCGGUGGAAGUUAAAGAAGAGGCUCCCAUCAAUGUGGGCAUGCUGAAUGGAGGCCAGCGCAUUGACUACGUGCUGCAAGAGAAGCCCAUUGAGAGUUUCAAUGAAUAUUUAUUUGCUUUACAGAGCCAUCUAUGCUACUGGGAGUCUGAAGAUACAGUACUGCUGGUCCUCAAAGAGAUCUACCAAACCCAGGGCAUCUUCCUUGACCAGCCUUUACAGUAAAAGUGACCCGUCUGUGACUGCUUAAUAUGGACACUGAGGGAGACUGUCCUGAAAACCCACACGCUUGUUGCUGCAGCUUCCUUCUCAGCUACCUUGUGUCCUGCAUGCUGCCUGCCUCACUCCACAGGAUCUUCCCAAGAGAAUCCUCUUUGGAGACUACUGGAAAGCCGAGGGGUGACUCGCUGCUCUGUAUGAACGCUCAGCAGGUUUUGUAGCUAGGGUGUUUACAUAUCCUAAUGCUUUAACAGCAGCACUUCCUUGUUAAUGAAUAUAGUCUGUUUAGGGGGUUGGGGGGGUUACUCCUUACCCUUAGAAAGUGCACUGGUGGGAGUAUGUUACGAUGUAGAGGUGCUUCGGGUCCGGUCACUCUGUGUCCUCUGUGCUGGAGGGCUAAGCAUAAAUGGCUAUGGAAGAGCUGCUAGCUUUUGAGCCAGCUUUUCUUUCCUGUAUGAUAUGAAGAUCAGACAGACGCUUACUAAUAAUCCAGUUUGCUCUGAGCACUGUCAUGUAGGUGUACUGCAGGAACCACUGGUGCUGGUUGGUGUUCUUACAACUGCUUCAGCUUCUAAUCCUGAAGGUUGGAUUAACAGUAUGCCUGCUCUUUUAUACCAUAUUCCAAGCCAGGGGUGAAGUUGAGGACAUUACUAGGUAAUACUUAUUUUGAAGGUCAACCUGAAAUUACAUGGGCCUUCCCUGCUGUUCAUGUUGUAAAAGUCUUUUAGUAGCACCGAUUUAAGUCACCUGCUCCUUCCACUUGAGUAAAGGAAGUAUUGUGACAUAAAUGUCACAGCUUUUAUUUAUUUAUUUUAUUUUGGUUUUCCGAGACAGGGUUUCUCUGUGCAGCCCUGGCUGUCCUG